UUGAUUGUAUACACCUGUGUCCAUGGAGGGGAUUGGAACACCUGAAUCACAUGAUUGGGAGGGGAUUGGAACACCUGAAUCACAUGAUUGGGAGGGGAUUGGAACACCUGAAUCACAUGACUGGGAGGGGAUUGGAACACCUGAAUCACAUGAUUGGGAGGGGAUUGGAACACCUGAAUCACAUGAUUGGGAGGGGAUUGGAACACCUGAAUCACAUGACUGGGAGGGGAUUGGAACACCUGAAUCACAUGACUGGGAGGGGAUUGGAACACCUGAAUCACAUGAUUGGGAGGGGAUUGGAACACCUGAAUCACAUGAUUGGGAGGGGAUUGGAACACCUGAAUCACAUGAUAUGGAGGGCGGGGGUCAAUACUUUGGCCAAAAUAGUGUGUAUAUG
Staurois parvus is the source of this 397-nucleotide messenger RNA. The record is from the annotation of a GenBank genome assembly. NCBI's taxonomy places the organism in Eukaryota, Metazoa, Chordata, Amphibia, Anura, Ranidae.